Molecule: messenger RNA, 1127 nt
Organism: Gymnodraco acuticeps
Lineage: Eukaryota; Metazoa; Chordata; Actinopteri; Perciformes; Bathydraconidae
Product: zinc metalloproteinase-disintegrin-like brevilysin H2a
Biological process (GO): proteolysis
Cellular component (GO): plasma membrane
Molecular function (GO): metalloendopeptidase activity
Source: RefSeq, a predicted model, not a curated record
GGACUGUGGGAGAAACGACUCACUGCAGAGCGAGGCUGUGAGGCUGUGAGGAUGACGAGUGAUGAAGAGGAGAUGAUGAUACGAUGAUUUAUGGCUUUCAUGCAACCAAAGAAGAAGAAGUGGAUCAAAUCUGAUUCUGCAACCAGCCUCAGACCAUGACGACGCUAACUCCUCUGCUGGGGAUCCUGCUCCUGAACGCCUCGCUGCUCCUGAACGCCACGCUGCAGACCUCAGACAGCCAUGGUCGUGACUUUGAGGAGGUGAAGGACUACGAGGUGGUCCGACCUGUCCGACUUCACGCUGUCAGAAAAAGAGACACAGACCAUCUCAGGCCGGAGAGUAUAAAGUAUGCAAUGACGGUGGGAGGAAGAGACAUUGAGAUGCACCUAGAAAAAAAUAAUGAAUUAUUUCCCCAAGACUACACGGAGACUAUUUACCAAGAAGACGGGGCUCGAGUCACCACAACUCCCACUGACAUCGAUCACUGCUACUACCACGGGAGCAUUUUGGACGACAGCCAAUCAUCUGUCAGCAUCAGCACAUGUGAUGGACUCAAGGGUUACUUCCGGACGUCUGAGCAGAGGUAUCUGAUCGAGCCGCUGUCCGGUGGCGAUGAAGGGGAUCACGCCGUGACGACCUUUGACGACAGGAAUUCCCCCCCGGCAGUGUGUGGGGUCACCAACACCACCUGGAGCGACGACUUUGAACCGCCAACCAGCCGCAGCCGCUCCAGAUCUGCGGGUUUAUCUAUCCUCCAUCAGCAGAAAUACCUUGAGCUUGUCAUCGUUGUUGAUAAUCGCUCAUUCCAGAAGAGAAACCGGGAUCUGCAGAAGAUUAGGGAGAGGACUUUUGAAAUCGUCAACUUUGUUAACUUGGCGUACAAGCCCCUGAGGACCUUCGUUGCUCUGGUGGGUCUGGAGAUCUGGUCCAUCAAAGACCUGAUCUCUGUGACCCCCUCGGCCGGAGCCAACCUGAACGCCUUCAUGGGCUGGAGGGACUCUGACCUGGCCAAAAGGAAAAAGCACGACAACGCACAUCUCAUCAGUGGCAUUGACUUUGAAGGAUCCACGGUGGGACUGGCUUACAUCGGGACUCUUUGCUCAGGUCACUCUGUUGGAGUCGUUCAG